Molecule: messenger RNA, 2756 nt
Organism: Doryrhamphus excisus (bluestripe pipefish)
Lineage: Eukaryota; Metazoa; Chordata; Actinopteri; Syngnathiformes; Syngnathidae
Gene: phlda1
Product: pleckstrin homology-like domain, family A, member 1
Biological process (GO): positive regulation of apoptotic process
Molecular function (GO): phosphatidylinositol phosphate binding
Source: RefSeq, a predicted model, not a curated record
UCUACAGACAUACCCCCUCCAACACUCUGCCGGUGUCCCGUAUGCCUUCACCCGCCCCUGGGUAGACCUCCGCGUCUGUGUCGGACCGCGCCUGGAAGAAGGUGGAGGUGAAUAUGUUGGAAAACGGGAGGAAGGUGUUGAAGGAAGGCGUGCUAGAAAAGAGAAGCGACGGCCUGCUGCAGCUGUGGAAGAAGAAGCUGUGCGUCCUGACAGAGGACGGCGUGCUGCUCCUGCCGCCCAAGCAGCACGAUCACCCGCAGCAGCAGCACCACCACCACCACCACCACGGCGGCGGCGGCGGUGGAGAUACGGGGAAAGUCAAAGAGCUCCACUUCGCCAACAUGAAGACUGUGGACUGCGUGGAGCGGAAAGGGAAGUACGUCUACUUCACCGUGGUCAUGUCUGAAGGGAAGGAGAUCGACUUCAGGUGCCCGCAGGACGUGGGCUGGAACGCGGAGAUCACCCUGCAGAUGGUCCAGUACAAGAACCGCCAGGCGAUUCUGGCUGUCAAGUCCACCCGGCAGAAGCAGCAGCUGCUCGUCGUCCACAUGCCCGUUCAGAGCCACAAGACCCUCCGGAGCUCGCCGAAUGUGGCGUGACCUGCGAGAGACCCCAGCCGACAAUCGUGCGCCAUUUGCGGUUAAUUGGACACUGGAGGAUGAAUAUGGACCCCCUCUCACCCUCACAUUUUGCGCAUCUGCACCAACCAGUUCUUCGGGACAAGUCCUCUUUUUCCAUGUUGUGGUGCCCCUCACCAAUCUCCCCUUUUUUCAAUACACAGACUUACUUCACUAAAGACUGAUGGACUAAAAGCCUGUGGAAGUGUAUUGUCAUGUGCAAUUAUUUAUUAGAUGUGUAUAUAUUUUUUCUAUAAAAGUGUUGAUGAAUGUGGUUGUUGGAUGAGCGCAGGAAGGAAGUACAUGUCUUUGUCUUAUUAGGAUGGUCAUUUGUUAGCACAACCAAAGAUUAGCUCAUCAUUCUCAAAUACAGUGCUUUUUAAAAAAAAUCAAACUAAUAGAGAUGUACGUAUACAUAUGAAAUGUACAAAGAGGCGGUACUUGUUAAAAGGAACAAUUGAAUGGAAUUAUCAGUCCCAGUAUCGACCAUUAGCGACGAACAAGGUAAGUAUUAAGAUACACCAACUACUGUAAAUGCUUAAAGGUUGCCACUAUCGGCUACGUGUAUUGAUCAUACCCGCCUUGGACAGGGUUAAAGGCCGAUUUGACCGAGCUCCGUUGCUAACAGCUGCAUGUCCAAAACAGAAGCUGUUAGUUUGUUAGCUAUGUAUCACCCUCCCUGACAAACACUCCCUUUAUGAGAGUUGAAAGUGUUCCGCUGUUCCAUAUGUGAGCCAUUUUAAUGUUAAUUGUCACCUUUUAUGUUGGCCAUAAUGGGCUUUGUAGUGUUAGCCUGGAGCUGGCUAGCCUCCUUGUUAGCUUUGUGCUAACAUGGUUGUGCUGACAUUAUCCUUUUUGGAAAAAAUAAUAUUGUGAGCUAAGCUUAGUUUUUGUUCAUUAACAGCUAAUUAUCCCUAAACAUUGAACAUUACACUGUCAAGAAAGGGUGACAUUUGACUAUUGUUCUGAUAAAGGGUUAUAAAAAGGGUUGGUUAAGAAAAAUGUGUGUUUUGAGCCAAUUGUUUGAUAUGUUAGCUAAUUUUGCUCAAUGUCUCAUUUAAAUUAAUAGUGUUAGCUUAAGGCUAACAUGUUCCCACAGUCGGCCAUUGUUAACAUGAUGCUAGCAACGUUAUUUGGCAACCAUUUGACUACUCUCCUGCUAAAGGGUUAAAAAUAGCUUAAUGAUGAGCUUAUGAGCUUUUCAACAUGUUUGAGGUUUGCUUGGGGAAAAAAGUGUGUUUUGAACCAGGUUGAUAUGUUAGCUAUUUUUGCUCAUUAGCUCAUUUUAAAUUCGUAGCGUUAGCUGGGCGCUAACCUGUUCCCACAGUUGGCUAUUGUUAGCAUAAUGCUAGCGAUGUUAUUUGUCAACCAUUAUACAAUUGUCCUGAAAAAGGGUUUAUACAUUGUUUAUGAAUAUCUUAAUAAUGACCUCAUCAACUAGUUCUUCAUAAUAUUUGUAAAAAUGAAAUUGUAAAAUUUCAAUUGGGCCUUUGUAGUGUUCGCCUGGUGCUAAUAUGUCCCCACAAUCAGCUAUUGUUAGCACAUUUGGGCUUUAUUUAAUGGCCAGAAUUAUCCACUUAAGUAAAGUUAUUUGGGUAUGAAAAGGAAAUGAUAAAUAUUAUGACUUUAUUCUCAUAAUAAUAUAACUUUCCCCAUUACUUUAUGCUACUAAAAUGACAUUAAACAUCCUCAUAUCAGUUUAUUAUUGUAAAAUUGCGACCUUGUAAAAUUGUAACAUUCUAACUAUUUCCGCAACCUAGUUUUCCAAAUUUGUUUUGUUAUUUUUCAUAAUAUUAUGACUUUUAAAAAAGCCAUCAUCACCGACCUUGAGAUCUAUUUUCAUACCUCCGAAUGAUACAUUCCAUUAAAAAAUGAAGAGAAAACUGCACUGGUGCCUUUUCCUUCUUUCUCAGUUCAUCAGGGUCACUCGUGCGCCCUUUCCAGACUUUCGUGUUCGACAGUGCCUCCCGUUUCCUGGUCUAAAAGUAGCAGGUGUGUAGGAUUUCAGUGCCAGUUGCUUUGUCGUGUCAAAAUGCAUCUGGCCUAAUUGGAUGAAUGACGACAUUGUAUGUGACGCGUGACCACUGAGAUUGUGGUUUUCUAUACAGAAGACCGUUGUUUGAAUGGUCACCUUUUACC